AUGAAUCAUCAGGAUGCAUCACAGUCUGCCGGAACAUCAUCGCGCAAGAGAGCCCGACUGCAUUAUACAGCUGCUACCAGUCUCGAUGUAAUUGCGAAUAUAGCAGACGCAACAGACAUACUCUCUCCUCUCAAAGCAGCCUGUAGAACUACCAGAUCCAUCCUCGAAGUCAUCCAGGCCGAUGAUGAUAACAAAGAGGAAUACAUCGGCCUCAUAGAACGUCUGGAAGGGUACAUGUCGGCCGUCGAGGACCAAAUUGACUUGUUCGAACAAUACCCGCCAGAGGAUAGGGCCGUGGACGAAGCAUUUAGUCGGCCACUCAUUCGUUAUGUAAGGGCCCUCGAGGAAUUUCAAAAUACUAUCGAAAAAUGCAAACGACGUGGUAAUAGGCUCGGCGCGUUGACUGCGAUAAAACUUGACGCAGAAGUCAUCCGUAAAUUUCAUCGGGAUAUUGAGGACAAGCAUAGGCAGUUUAUGGGGCAAAUAACCUCUUUUACCGCAUUCCGCGUUCAAGCAAUCGAGCGGAAUAUAACGGCUACCAGAGAAGAGGUACAGACCAUCGAACAAAAUGCUGCCAUACUCCAGCUGCCAAUGGUAGCGUUCGUCGCGUCCUCAGUUCACAACACCUGUUUGCAAGGAACGCGUCAAGCCGUCCUUCAAACAAUUGCCGACUGGGCCGAGGAUGGUAUGUCAGGUAAACCAAUAUUCUGGCUAUGCGACAUAGCGGGCGCUGGAAAGUCCACGGUCGCAAUGUCGGCAACGGCGUCCUGGAAAACCGAAGGAGUACUGGGCGGACAAUUCUUCUUCUCAAUGUCGAACACUGAUGCGUCCACUACGGAGAAGUUUUGCUCGACCAUGGCGAGGGAACUCGCUCAUCAUAUUCCCGAGCUGGCUCGACAUGUCGCACAAGCCAUGAGUCAAAGUCCGGCUAUCAUGCGAAGUCCGUUUGGCGAACAGUUCCGCACACUCAUCACAGAACCUCUCCAACAUCGGCAAAGGCGUGUCAUUUUGGUCAUCGACGCCGUUGACGAGUGCAAGUCUGGAGCACAGCGAAAGGAACUUCUGGAGACGCUCGCCACGGCCACUCGAGAGUGCUCCAACCUCAAGAUAUUUAUCACCAGUCGACCAGACCCGGUCAUUGGUGCGGUUUUGCAGCCACUAUCAAUCAAGGCAAAGUUGGAGGACCGUUUGCACGACGCCAACCGAUUGGAUAAUAUCAACGACAUCGCGAUUUACGUACACCAGGCUCUGGAUGGAGUUCUGACGAUGGGAAAGAGGCAACGAAUAAUCGAAAAGGCGAACGGGUUGUUCAUCUGGGCGAGCACCGCAUGCCGAAUGCUCACCAGUGAAACUAACUUGAGUUCCCCCGAAGAUAUAUACGAUCGCUUGAUCUCCAUGGACGAGACCGGAGUGAUAGACGAUGUAUACAAUCUCGUUUUCGAGCGCGUGGACCGUGCUUCCUACGGAGUCAUGUGUGAAAUGCUCGCAUUGUUGCUAACAGCCUUCGAGCCACUCACUGUCGAUGACCUCGAUAAUCUCCUAAAGCACGUCAACGUACCUGGGAAUGCCAAAGCAUUGGUGCAACGCCUAGGAAGUGUACUCACUAGAGACGCGACUACAAAUCUGAUCCAAUUUCGUCAUCCUACGGUCGUCGAGUACCUUCAACGCUGUUCCGUCGCACCCGAGAUCGACAACUCUAAGCGAGUCCAUCUCAAUCUCGCGAAUUCCCAUGGUCAAUUGGCAUCGUGGUGUUUCAAGCAAUUCAAAUCGCCGACGGAAGGUCUCAAAUUUAACAUAUGUCAAAUCGAGUCGUCGUUCUAUCUCAAUCGGCAGAUACCGGAUAUACACGAAAGAAUAUCAAAUCUCAUUCCAUGGAGACUACAGUAUGCUAGCUCCCAUUGGUUGUUCCAUGUGGCAGGGACGAGCGACGACUGGCGAGGUAGGCUCAAGAAUGAACUCCAACACAUCAUUCAAGUUCCACACGUACUACACUGGAUGGAGAUAUUGAGUCUUAUUGAAGGAGUGCCACGAGCGAUUGCCGGCCUUCGAGCUGUGAUGCGCCAUACAGGAUUUGAAGAGGGGACUAGAAGAAUAAUGGACGAGAUACGGCGGUUUAUAAUGGCAUUUUCUGUCCCGAUCCAGGACAGUGCUCCACACAUCUACAUUUCCGCGCUCCCGUUCACCCCUAUCAUAACGAUGCUGCAUCUUGAGGGGCUAGAGAAGUAUGCGAAUGCCUUGACGGUAAUUCAGGGACUUGAAACUAUGUAUCCCGGUCUACCCAAAACUCUUCGCGGCCCCACCGGAGGAGUCGACGCCGUCACCUUCUCCCACGAUGGCUCCCGAAUUGCCCCGGGUUCGUUUGACGGGACCGUUAGACUGUGGGAUGCAGAUACUGGUCAACCGUUGGGAGAGCCAAUAUUCAGUGGAGAGGGUCUGAUCUAUGCCGUUGCGUUCUCGCCAGACGACUCACAAAUCGCCUUGGGGGGGUCUGAGGCGGAGAUUCAAUUGUGGGAUGCGGAGACCUUACAACAGCUGGGAGAGCCGUUCAUCGGUCACGAAAAAGACGUUACUUGUGUCGCAUUCUCCCCAGAUGGUUCACGAAUGGUCUCUGGUUCGUACGACAUGACAAUUCGACUGUGGGAUGUAGAGACUGGCCUGCCGUCGGGUGAACCACUUUGGGGUCACGAAGACUGUGUCAAGGCCGUCGUUUUCUCGCCAGAUGGCUCACGAAUCAUCUCAGGCUCAUCUGAUAAGACGAUCCGACUAUGGGACGCAGAGAGUAGGCAGCCGUUUGGGGAGCCUCUCCGUGGUCACGAAAAAGGAGUUAACUCUGUGGCAUUCUCACCAGAUGGCUCACGGAUUAUUUCAGGCUCGGAUGACGCCACGAUUAGACUGUGGGAUGGAGACACUGGACAGCCGUUAGGAACGCCGCUCUGCGGUCACAAAGAAUCUGUUUAUUGCGUUUCAUUUUCUCCAGACGGCUCACGAAUCGCCUCGGGCUCGGCGGACAGGACGAUUCGAUUUGGCAAAUCCGCAGUUAUUGCCAUUGUGUUCUCCCCAGACGGUUCAAAAAUAGCCUCUGGCUCGGGAGAGGGAGUUCAACUGUGGGAUGCGCGGACUGGCCAACCUUUAGGAGAAUCGCAGGGUCAUACGAGUGGGAUCGACUCUCUUGCGCUCUCUAUAGAUGGAUCGCGCAUCGUCUCUGGCUCGAUGGAUGGCACAAUUGUCCUCUGGGAUGUGACUACUGGGCAGUCGUUGGGAGAGCCCCUCCAAGGUCAUGAUGAUUGGGUCGACUCCGUCGCGUUCUCGCGGGACGGCUCACGAAUCGCCUCUGGCUCGUGGGAUGCCACAGUUCGACUCUGGGACGUAGCUACUGGGCAGCCUUUAGGGGAGGCCCUCCGAGGUCAUGAUGGUUGGGUCAACUCCGUCGCGUUCUCACCGGACGGCUCACGAGUCGUCUCUGGCUCGAAUGAUACCACAGUUCGACUCUGGGAUGUAGCUACUGGGCAGCCUUUAGGAGAGCCCCUCCGAGGUCAUAAUGAAGCGGUCAACUGCGUCGCGUUCUCACCGGACGGCUCACGAAUCGCCUCUGGAUCCUCCGAUGAGACAAUUCUACUGUGGGAUGCGGAAACUAGGCAGCAACUGGGAGCGCCACUGCGUGGUCACACAGGUCCUAUCUUUUCUCUCGCCUUCUCGGUAGAUGGCUCACGAAUCGUCUCUGGACAUCGCGCUAUGGACGGCACAAUUCGACUCUGGGAUGUAGGUACUGGGCAGAUGUUGGGAGCGCCACUCCGAGGUCACAAAACUACGGUCGUCUCUGCCGCAUUCUCACCAGACGGCUCACUUAUUGUGUCAAGCUCGUCGGACCAAUCAAUUCGGCUAUGGGAUGCAGAUUCUGGACAAUCGCUAGGUGUGGUACUCCGAGAUGAUUAUUACGGGGGUGGGCCUGUUGCAUUUUCGCCAGACGGUUCAUACAUCGUCUGUUGCAUUGAUGACACGGUUCAAAUAUUGGCUAUGCUGGUCCAAGUGAUUCCAGCUGCUAUGAUCGGGAGUCCACAAAUUCUGAUUCCGUAA
Messenger RNA from Serendipita indica DSM 11827, 4074 nucleotides. The record is from the annotation of a GenBank genome assembly. NCBI's taxonomy places the organism in Eukaryota, Fungi, Basidiomycota, Agaricomycetes, Sebacinales, Serendipitaceae.